This is a messenger RNA of Tinamus guttatus (white-throated tinamou), 3992 nucleotides long. NCBI's taxonomy places the organism in Eukaryota, Metazoa, Chordata, Aves, Tinamiformes, Tinamidae. The record is from RefSeq and is a predicted model, not a curated record.
AAGGGCAAACUGUACAGCUGCACUGAUAGCUCCAAGCAGACAGCAGCAGAAUGCAGGGGGUACUACAUUACAUACAAGGAUGGUGAGGUCAACCAGCCGAUGAUUCAGCCCCGAAGCUGGGAGAACAGCAAGUUUGACUUUGACAACGUCUUGACUGCCAUGAUGGCCCUCUUCACUGUCUCAACCUUUGAGGGCUGGCCAGAGUUGCUGUAUAGGUCCAUUGAUUCCCACAUGGAGGAUGUGGGACCCAUCUAUAAUCACAGGGUUGAGAUAUCCAUCUUCUUUAUUAUCUACAUCAUCAUAAUUGCUUUCUUCAUGAUGAACAUCUUCGUUGGUUUCGUCAUCGUCACAUUUCAGGAACAAGGAGAACAAGAAUACAAGAACUGUGAGCUGGACAAAAACCAGCGCCAGUGUGUAGAGUAUGCCUUGAAGGCCCGGCCCCUGCGGAGGUACAUCCCUAAAAACCAGUACCAGUACAAGGUCUGGUAUGUGGUGAACUCCACCUAUUUUGAAUACCUGAUGUUCGUUCUGAUCCUGCGGAACUCCAUCUGCCUGGCCAUGCAACACUACGGUCAGAGCUGCAUGUUCAAGGAAGCCAUGAAUAUCCUCAACAUGCUCUUCACUGGCCUCUUCACUGUUGAGAUGGUCCUGAAAUUAAUCGCCUUCAAACCCAAGCACUAUUUCUGUGAUGCAUGGAAUACAUUUGACGCCUUGAUUGUUGUGGGUAGCAUUGUUGAUAUAGCAAUCACCGAGGUGAACCCAGCUGAACAUACCCAAUGCUCUUCCUCUAUGAACGCAGAGGAAAACUCUCGCAUCUCAAUCACCUUCUUCCGACUCUUCCGCGUGAUGCGUCUUGUGAAGCUCCUGAGCCGAGGGGAGGGCAUCCGGACGCUGCUUUGGACCUUCAUCAAGUCCUUCCAGGCUCUCCCCUAUGUGGCUCUUUUAAUAGUGAUGUUGUUCUUCAUCUACGCCGUGAUCGGGAUGCAGGUGUUUGGUAAAAUUGCGCUGAAUGAUACCACAGAAAUCAACCGCAACAACAACUUCCAGACCUUCCCCCAAGCAGUGCUGCUGCUUUUCAGGUGUGCCACCGGUGAGGCCUGGCAGGAAAUCAUGCUGGCGUGUCUCCCAGACAAAAAGUGCGACCCGGAAUCGGAACCGGCCAACUCCACAGAGGCCGAUCACUCCUGCGGGAGCAGCUUCGCUGUCUUCUAUUUCAUCAGCUUCUACAUGCUCUGUGCCUUCCUGAUCAUCAAUCUUUUUGUAGCUGUUAUAAUGGAUAACUUUGAUUACCUGACGCGAGACUGGUCCAUUUUAGGACCACACCACCUGGAUGAGUUUAAAAGGAUCUGGGCAGAAUAUGACCCUGAAGCCAAGGGACGGAUCAAGCAUUUGGAUGUGGUGACACUGCUCCGGCGGAUUCAGCCACCCCUGGGCUUUGGGAAGCUCUGUCCUCAUCGCGUGGCUUGCAAACGUCUUGUCUCCAUGAAUAUGCCACUGAAUAGUGAUGGGACUGUCAUGUUCAAUGCUACUCUCUUUGCGCUGGUCAGAACAGCACUGAGGAUAAAGACAGAAGGUAACUUGGAGCAAGCCAAUGAAGAGCUGAGAGCAAUAAUUAAGAAAAUCUGGAAGCGCACCAGUAUGAAGCUGCUGGACCAGGUGGUGCCUCCCGCAGGUGAUGACGAGGUGACCGUUGGGAAGUUCUACGCCACCUUCCUAAUCCAAGAGUAUUUCCGGAAGUUCAAGAAGCGUAAAGAGCAGGGCCUGGUGGGCAAGCCCUCGCAGCGCAACGCGCUCUCUCUGCAGUUUGCCGUUUUGCAGGCUGGUCUGCGUACGCUCCACGACAUCGGGCCAGAGAUCCGACGAGCCAUCUCGGGAGACCUGACAGCUGAAGAGGAGCUGGAUAAGGCCAUGAAAGAAGCUGUUUCGGCCGCCUCCGAAGAUGAUAUCUUCCGGAGAGCCGGAGGCCUGUUUGGAAACCAUGUCAGCUAUUACCAAAGUGAUGGCAGAAGCGCGUUCCCCCAAACGUUCACCACGCAGCGACCUUUGCACAUCAACAAGUCUGGCAACAACCAGGGAGAUACUGAAUCUCCAUCUCAUGAGAAGCUGGUAGACUCCACCUUCACUCCCAGCAGCUACUCAUCUUCGGGCUCCAAUGCCAACAUCAACAACGCCAACAACACUGCCUUGUGCCGCUUCCCCAGCCCGCCCAGCUACCCCAGCACCGUCAGCACAGUAGAAGGCCACGGCACCCCCUUGUCACCCGCCAUACGCGUGCAGGAAGCUUCUUGGAAACUCCCCUCCAAAAGGACGCAUUACUAUGAAGCACUGGCACGCUCCAGUUCCAGAGACAGCCAGCUGGCAAUUGUUUGCCAAGAGGAGGUUUCUCAGGAUGAGACUUACGAUGAGAAUUUGAAUGAAGACAUGGAGUACUGUAGCGAACCAAGUCUGAUCUCUACUGAAAUGCUUUCAUACCAGGACGACGAAAAUAGACAACUUACUCCACCAGAAAACAACAAAGGAGAGGACACCCGGCAUUCCCCCAAGAAAGGAUUUCUGUGCUCCUCCUCACUAGGUCGAAGAGCAUCUUUUCACUUAGAGUGUCUGAAAAGACAGAAAAACCAGGGUGUAGAUGUCUCACAGAAGACAGUUCUGCCUUUGCAUCUGGUACACCAUCAGGCGUUGGCAGUGGCAGGCCUGAGUCCCCUUCUCCAGCGAAGCCAUUCCCCCACCACGUUCUCCCGCCUGUGCGCGACGCCUCCCGCGACCCCCUGCAGCCGCGGCUGGCCACAACAGCCCAUCCCGACUCUGCGCCUCGACGGAGCAGAGUCCAGCGAGAAGCUCAACAGCAGCUUCCCGUCAAUACACUGCAGCUCUCGGUACCCUGACAGCAGCGGCUGCAGCAGCCCGAGGAGAGCCAGGCCAGUGUCCCUCACCGUCCCCAGUCAGAGCGGAGGGAGCAACAGGCAGUUUCACGGCAGCGCUGGCAGCCUGGUUGAAGCGGUCUUGAUUUCGGAAGGACUGAUGCAGUUUGCUCAAGAUCCAAAGUUCAUUGAGGUCACAACCCAGGAGCUCGCAGACGCCUGUGACAUGACGAUAGAAGAGAUGGAAAAUGCAGCAGACAACAUUCUCAAUGGUAACAGCAAGCAGAGCCCCAAUGGCAACCUCUUGCCUUUUGUUAACUGCAGGGACCCAGGGCAGGACAGUGCAGGAGAGGAAGAGGAAGAGGUGCAGAACCCGGAUUGUAGAAAAAGUCAGGAGGAGCUCAAGGACAGCAGGAUUUAUAUCAGCAGCCUGUAGUUGCCAGGGCUGGAAGCGAUGCUGGUUUUUUAUUUGUUUCAAUGUUCCUAAUGGGUUUGUUUCAGAAGUGCCUCACUGUUCUCGUGACCUGGAGUAACCGGAACAGCGUUCUUCAUUCAUUUCUGUUGGGACGAGUCGCAGAGUUGGGUGGUGUAAGAAAGCUUUUCAGGAGUGGAUGUAACCCCAGCACGUGUCCAUGAAGGAAGAGUGAGGAGGAGGAAGAGGAGGAGAGCCAGCUCCCUCUUUUUUUCGGUCCCUGCACAAGGAACGACGACUGCCUCCAGAGUGCAGAGGGGAACCUCAGCUUCCUGCGGAUGGCCCUAGCCAAAAGGACCCUGCGUCAAACGGGUGUCUUUCAACUUUGCUUGUAAAAAUCAUUUUGCACAUAUUCUGUAUGAGCCUCACCGUCUCCAUAAAGCCAAGGCCCUUUGAUUCGGAGGGAGAGGAGGACUUCUUCUGCUGUGGAUUCCAGUACCGCCACCGGGAGGAGGAAGCAGAAGAAGCCCGAGGGCGCCCGGGGGGACAGGCGGCCGCGCUGCGAGCCCUGCCGAGCCAACCCGCAGAGACUCCCAGGCAGCGCUCCCUGCCAGCCAAUGCGAGCUCGGGCAGCCGCUCCUGCCAGACAAUCCGCGCUCAGGCAGCCGCUCCUGCCAGCCAAUCCGAGCUCGGGCAGCCACUUGCCAGCCAAUCAGAGC